This is a messenger RNA of Trematomus bernacchii (emerald rockcod), 4181 nucleotides long. It is a transcript of the gene nup160, whose product is annotated as nucleoporin 160. The record is from RefSeq and is a predicted model, not a curated record. Gene Ontology annotation, cellular component: nuclear pore. Lineage: Eukaryota; Metazoa; Chordata; Actinopteri; Perciformes; Nototheniidae. Gene Ontology annotation, molecular function: structural constituent of nuclear pore.
UUGAAAGCAGUGACGUCAGAGUAAAGAUGGCGCUCCGCAGCUUCACGGAGAUCUGCGGGUUCGAGAGGGAAACUCUUCUCCGCUUCAGAGAGAUCAGCCUCAGCCUCCCCGGUGUGAGCGCUCUCCCUGGAGGAGUGAAGUUUCCGGACAGUGGGGGAGCGUUCCAUUAUGAGGAGAGCGGGAAGCUGCUGUCCGUCACCAGCAACAGAUUCAUUCACUGGAGCACCUCCGGGGACAGUGUGCAGCUGGUGGAGACCUCUCUGGACACCAACCUGCUGAACAAUGCUGUCAGGCUGAAGCUGUGUCAUUGCUCUCUGCUGCCCGGCGGAGUCUCCAUCACAGAGACCAUCAACAACGUCAUCAUCCUGCUCUCCACCAAUCAGAGCGUCCACAGGCUGCUGCUGCCACACCCGGCUCGCAUGUACCGCAGCGACCUGGUGACGGAGGUCCACAUGCAGUCCAUCUUCACGGACGUGGGGAAGCUCAGUCUGCAGGACUCCUCUCACAGCGUGCAGAUCCCUGGAGGCUCGGGGGGGGCAAGCUGCUCCACCUGCUGGAUCAGUGACUCUGGAGAGGCUCACUAUGCUCUGGCCUCACCUGCAGGGGGCAUCAUGGUGCUGACGCUGCCUCCUCACGACUCUCCAGGUGAGUUGUCAGUGGUGGAGCUGAAGAGGAGCUCCAUGAUGCAGCGCUUCUCUGACUGGAUGCCGUCAGCCAUGAGGGGGGAUCAGGGCGGGGGGGGCGCCCUGAGCCUGGCCGUCAGAGAGGUCGAAGACAACUGCUUCCUGUUCGCUUUGAGUCAAGAUCUGAGGCUGCGGCUGUGGAGCUUCAGGGACCAGGCGUGUGUUCUGGAGGCGGAUCUGUUGGAGUACAUGCCCUCCUGCAGGGGGGCAAGGUCUCUCCCUGGGCACGGCCACCGCCUCCGGCUGAGCCUCUGCUCCACAGGCCUCUGCCUCGGGGUUUACCUGGCCGUACCUGGCCGAGGACAGUUCACCGUGCUGCAGCUCGUCUCCACCGACAGCAACCGCUACAGCUUGGACCACGUGUCCUCGCUCUUCACCACACAGGAGACGCUGGUGGACUUCACUCUGACCCCCACAGACGUCUGGGCUGUGUGGGUGGAUGAAUCAAACGCCACCGUGGUCAAAUACAUCAACUUUGAGCACAACUCGGCAGGUCAGUGGAACCAGGUGUUUGUUCAGCCUGCACCUGAAGAUGAGGUCCACAUCGGAGUGGACCAGGACCCCCGAGAGACGUACCUGGAGGUCCUCUUCUCCCCUCUACGCUUCACAGCUUCAGCCAUCCUUAAAGCUCUACAGAUCUUCCGCAGAGGCUCGGACAGAGACCGUACCUCGGACGUGUCCUGGGAGAGUCUGAAGAAGGAAGUGACGGUGGCCGUGGAGAGUGAGCUCCAGAGCAGUGUGACGGAGUUUGAGUUCUCUCAGGAGGAGUACCGGCAGCUGCAGGUGGAGUUCUGGUCCAAGUUCUACGCCUGCUGUCUUCAGUACCAGGAGGCUCUGUCCCUGCCUCUGGGCCUCAGCAUCAGCCCCGGCACCGGCAUGGCCCUGCUGCUAAAGAAGGGCUUCGUGUCGUUCCUCCUGCCAUGUUUUGCUGUGGAUCACCUGUACCUGUCCUACGAUGAGUACCUGUCUUCAGAGGAGGAGACGCCCAUCGCUGAAGAUCCAGAGCUGGGGAAGGACGUGCUGCAGCUGGUUCAGUGUCUGCGCCUCGUCAGCAAUGCAGUUUCUGUGGAGAUGGCCUAUGAGAUGGAGAAAGCUCUGGAACACCUUCAGUCACCGGAGAGGGCAGCAGACCUGGUGCUGGAGAGCCUGCUGUCCAACGACAGUGAAAACGUGAUGGAGGACAUCCAGAACAAACUGCAGGACGUCAGGAACCCUGCGGCGGCCAUGACGGUUCUUCUGAGGGAGCUGGACCUGGAGACGGACUCUGAGAGCCUGAUCUCUGUCUCUCAGGAAACACAAGGCCAGCCUCUGGGUGUGAGGAUCAGCCUGUCUCAGCUGUAUGGAAGCAGCUCGGCUGUGUCCAUCGUCUGUCAGGCCGUCUGUCACAUGACCAUGACCCGAGCGCUGUUCUGCAGAGACCUGCUGAUCCUGCAGAAACUCUACCUGCGCCUUGGAGACAAUGUGUUCCUGGGUGGGGGGGCUCAGUUGCUGCAGCUUCAGCAGGAUCUGAUCCCUCGAAGCUCGAACCUCCUCUCCUCCUAUCACCUCCUCAAACACAUCAGCCAGAGCAUGGCCUCCUCUGUGGCGCUGGACAUUAUAGAAGCCAACCUGCAGCACCUGACCGUGUUGGAGCUGUCCGACUCGCCGAGCCUCAGCAACGCAUCAGUUCUGAGCCCUCAGACGGUGGUGGAGCUCUUCUACCAGACGGUCGGCAGGAAGAUAAUCGUCUCCCAGAUUUACUCGCAGCAGAGCAGCUCCAUGCUCGUCUGGAGUCACAUGAUCUCCAACGUGGUCGUCCUGCUCGCUCAGCUGCUUUGGCCCAGUAACCCUGGUUUCCAGUUCCCAGAGUGUCUGAUGGCAAACUGUCAGUACACACAGCUGCAGGAGUACGUCCGUCUGAUUGGUCCGUGGUGUCAGGUGAACAUCGGCUCGUGUCGCUUCGUGCUGGGUCAGUGUUACCUGGCCAACGGGGAGGGGCAGAAGGCGCUGCAAUGCUUCCAGGAAGCAGCCACCGAGGUGGAGAAGGAGGACUUCCUGUUGAGACUCACGGGCGGCGAGGAGGAGGACGCCCCCCCCCGCCUGCAGUAUUACAACAAGGUGCUGCGCCUCCUGGAGGACGUGGGUCUGCCGGAGCUCGUCAUCCAGCUGUCGUCUCUCGCCAUCACAGAGGCCGGCAGCGACGCCCACAGCCAGGCGGCGCUGUGGACCAGGAUCUUCAAGCAUCACCUGGACCUGGGUCACAACAGCGAGGCGUACGAGGCGCUGACGCAGAACCCCGACAGCAGCAUGCAGCUGGACUGCCUCCGGCAGCUCGUGGUGGUUCUCUGUGAACGCUCUCAGCUCCAGGACUUGGUCCACUUCUCCUACGUCAACCUGCACGACGAGCUGGCUCAGUGAUGUAUGAGUUGGGCAUGCGUGUGAGCAGAGAGAACAGAACUCCCUCAGGUUUACAGCAGCAGGUCAACUGUUUCCUGUCGGCUCUGAACUGCCUGCGCCUCAUCAGGCCGGAGUACGCCUGGAUCGUCCAGCCGGCCCCCGGAGCUACAUACGAGCGUGCGGGAGCGUCUCCGAAGAGAAACUCUGACGGAGAGUUCUCCUCUCAGCCAGUGAAGCGUCAGGUGGACAUCCUGGAGCUCAGAGACCUGGAGAGAGAGUUCAUCCUGUCGAGCAGCCGCCUGAGCCUCAGCCAGCUCCACCCGAGCCAGGCUGCCAUCGCAGGUGGAGCCUCAGCCGGAGAGAUGGUGUCUCUCCUAGUCCAAUCAGGGCUCUUCGACUCUGCGCUGUCUGUCUGCCAGGCGUUUUCUCUCAGUCUCAGUCCUGUGUUCGAGGGGCUCACCUUCAAGUGCAUCAAGCUGCAGGGGGGGGGGGAGGAGCCUCAGAGCGACGCCUGGAGCUGGCUGGCAGCCAAUCAGCUGUCAGCAGUCGUCAACACCAAGGAGUCAAGUGCUGCAGACGAGGCCUGGCGGCUGCUCUCCUCUUACCUGCUCAGGUAUCCGUGUUCCAACGGACGACAUCAUCGCUGCGUCAUCAACAAGCUGCUGUCGCACGGAGUGCCGCUCCCUGAUUGGCUCAUCAAGUCGUACAAGGAAGUGGACGCGGCCUCCCUGCUGCGGCUCUACCUGAACUUUGACCUGCUGGAGGAGGCGGGGGAUCUGGUGCUGGAGUACGUGGACGCCCUGCUGGGGAGGAACCGGUACUACGGGUUAGAGGGUCCUCUCUCUGCUACCUCCCCCUCUGUCUGGCUGCCUUACACCUCCAUCGAUCAGCUGCUGCAGACGCUCAACGAGACGCAGACCAACAGCAGCAUGUAUGACAAGGUUCGGGACAGACUGGAGGAUUACCACCGGCAGGUCGAACAAACGACCAGACGGCGUCUCCUCGCCCGCUGAGGUGACCUGACCGCUCCGGCCAAUCAGAGGCCGGCAUCAAGUGUUUUGUUUUUUAUAAAAAUCCUCUUUUGUACUUCGUCAGUCAAUAAAGUUUUCUUUGCUCACCGAG